Molecule: messenger RNA, 1445 nt
Organism: Austrofundulus limnaeus
Lineage: Eukaryota; Metazoa; Chordata; Actinopteri; Cyprinodontiformes; Rivulidae
Product: secreted frizzled-related protein 5
Exons: 4
Coding region: 150-1256 (368 amino acids)
Biological process (GO): canonical Wnt signaling pathway; non-canonical Wnt signaling pathway
Molecular function (GO): Wnt-protein binding
Source: RefSeq, a predicted model, not a curated record
UCUAUGAAAGUCUGUUUACCGCCCACUAUAAAAACACCUAUUCUACCAUCCUCUCCUCCAGUUUCACACAGCUCAUCAUCACUUAGGGUUACCUUCUAACACCCAAACUCUGUUUCAGGACAAAUCAGUUUUAGUAUUUUAUAAUCAAAAUGUCCUCCUGUUCAGUUACCCUACUGCUUCUCCUUCUGCUUGUUGGGCCUAGCAGCACAUUAGCCAGGCCUGGUAGAAGCAGGACGUGGCUGGAGGGGCACGUAAGGACAGAGGGAAGGGUUCGAUCUGGACUUAAGAACAACGGUGGAGACGAGGCAAGCGCCGACAGCCGAAAAGAAACCGAAGUUGGAGAUCCCCGCGCGUUUAAACCAGGAGUUCCAGCAGGAGACGACGGGGAAGCGUGGAGGGCUGCCGCGUCCGUCUUCAGGUCCACAUUUUCAUUCAGCGACGGUCGACUGUGGGAGCCUCGCGUCUCGUCUCGCUGUGUGCCCAUCCCGUCGGGCAUGGCCUUGUGCCAAAACAUAGGCUACGACACCAUGAGGAUGCCGAACCUGCUGGGCCACGAUUCUCCGGCCGAAGCUGUGCAACAAAGUGCCAGCUGGCUGCCACUGCUCGCCAGAGAGUGUCAUCCAGACGCUCGCAUAUUCCUCUGCUCUCUGUUUGCUCCCAUCUGCCUCGACCGGUUUAUUUCACCCUGCAGAAGUUUGUGUGAAUCGGUGCGGGACACCUGCGCGCCAAUCAUGAGCUGCUACGGCUACCCCUGGCCUGAAAUCCUCCGAUGUGACCGGUACCCAGCAGAUCAUCUCGUGUGCAUCUCCUCUGUCACCAACACCACUGCCCACACARGCGUACGCGGAGUGCCUCAGGCGAGCUGUCGAGAUUGUGAGCUGGAGGAGGGCUCUUCGUCAAAGGACACACUGGAGACCUUUUGCGGGAGUGAUUUUGUGAUAAAACUGCGUCUGAUGAGGCUCAAGUACAGUCCCGUGAGUCUUUCUCAGUUCUCGCUAGCUGCUAAGCUGGACGUCCUGAAGCACGGACCCCUGUUCGGAGGGCAGAUUCGUUCCCGUAUYGAGCUGUGGCUGGAGAGGGACGCGACCUGCGUUCAGAACAUGACCCGACAGCACCCGCGAGGCGGCACUUUCCUGGUGACGGGCACGGUGAACGGGGAGCACCUGGUGGUCAACAAGGCUUACGUUUGGCAAAGACAAGACAAGAACCUAAUGGUGGCUGCGCGCAAGUGGAAAACUCACAGAUGCAGGAUCUAAUGUUGUCUGUCUUGACUGAGUUAGAAUUGACUAAAAUAACAAAUUGUGGUUAGGAAAGUAGAGUUUAGAAGCUUUGCCAUAAACCUAYAAAUGUAUAUAAUACUGGUUCUUUUUGUUUUAAUGGUUUUUGAAAAAAGCUAAUUAUGAAGAAAAUAUUACAGUUACAAAAAGCACAUAAAUUAUCCACAA